Molecule: messenger RNA, 1020 nt
Organism: Zasmidium cellare ATCC 36951
Lineage: Eukaryota; Fungi; Ascomycota; Dothideomycetes; Mycosphaerellales; Mycosphaerellaceae
Exons: 3
Coding region: 1-1020 (339 amino acids)
Biological process (GO): purine nucleobase biosynthetic process
Cellular component (GO): cytosol
Molecular function (GO): methylenetetrahydrofolate dehydrogenase (NAD+) activity; methylenetetrahydrofolate dehydrogenase (NADP+) activity
Source: RefSeq, a predicted model, not a curated record
AUGGCCGCGCCGCAGCCUCUGUGCAAAGUCGUGCUGGCCAACAACAUCGCCAAGAACUUGCUGCAGGAGGUCGCGGCGGGUAUCAAGGCUCUGGAACGACCGCCUCAGUUGCAUGGAUUUCUGGCGAAUCGAGAUCCCGCGGGUCGCAUGUAUGCAGACUGGACGGCGAAGACUUGCAAGGACAAUGGCAUCGAAUUCACCCUCCACGAAGUGAACGCAGAAGAACUCGAGGAAGCACUUCGCCAAGCUAACAAGGACGACGAAAUCGACGGCAUCAUCGUGUACUACCCCGUCUUCAACUCCCAGCGCGACCGCACCCUGCAAUGGACCGUCAGCCUGUACAAGGACAUCGAAGGCCUCUCCCCUCAGCUCAUCAGCAACAUGUACCAGAACAUCCGCUUCCUGGACCCUCCGACUAACACCAUGAAGUCCAUCCUGCCUUGCACGCCGCUCGCCAUCAUCAAGAUCUUGGAGCACUUGCAGGUCUAUAAUAACAUUCUAGACUACGGCAAGCGGCUUUUCGGACGAAGAAUUGUGAUCAUCAACCGGAGUGAGGUUGUGGGGAGGCCUCUUGCGGCUUUGCUUGCGAAUGAUGGUGCUGAAGUCUACAGUGUCGAUGUUACGGGUGUGCAGCAGUUCACCCGUGGCUCUGGGCUCAAGAAGCAGAAGCACGAAGUCAUCGACAAGCCGGAUCUAGCAUUGAGGGACGUCCUUCGAAUCAGCGACGUUGUGAUCAGUGGCGUCCCUGGCGAUAAGUACAAGGUACCCACAGAGCUUGUCAGAGACGGUGCCAUCUGCAUCAACUUCUCGAGCGAGAAGAACUUCAACCCGGACAUCAAAGAGAAAGCCUCCAUCUACGUCCCCGCAAUUGGCAAAGUCACCAUCGUGGUCCUCAUGAGGAACCUGCUGCGCCUGAUGGAGAACCGACCGCGAACGAACGGCACCAACGGAAGCCACCCACAAGGCCGGAGCGAGACAGGUACAGCGACACCAGAAGUUCGAGUCGACCACAAAGAUUGA